Molecule: messenger RNA, 1323 nt
Organism: Malassezia japonica
Lineage: Eukaryota; Fungi; Basidiomycota; Malasseziomycetes; Malasseziales; Malasseziaceae
Exons: 2
Coding region: 1-1323 (440 amino acids)
Biological process (GO): regulation of translation
Molecular function (GO): mRNA binding
Source: RefSeq, a predicted model, not a curated record
AUGUCGAACGCAGACGAGGCGGACGAUUUGUAUGCAGACCUUUACGGCGAGGAGGCCGAUACUAGUGUGAAGCCUCCCGCGCAGCCUGUUGCUGCCGACCCGCGUGCUGCGCCUGCGGCGGCGGUGGCUCCCGCGCCGGCAGCGACGGCCGAGGCAGGCGGCUCGUUUAUCCCGGGGAUGACGGCAGCGGCUCCUCCUGUAGCUCAGCAGCCUACGGUCGAGUCUGCAGAGGAGCGUGCUGCUGCUGCGAUGCGCGGUGAGCAUGUGGCGCCGCAGGAUUUGCCUGAUGAAGGAAAAAUGUUCGUCGGCGGUCUCAACUGGGACACGAGUGAAGAGAGCCUGCGCAAGUACUUUGGCCAGUUUGGGCCGGUGAGCUCGUGCACGGUGAUGCGCGACGGCACAUCGGGCCGCUCGCGCGGCUUUGCGUUUGUGACGUUCUCGGACCCCAAGUCGGUGAACGCGGUGAUGGUCCGCGAGCACUACCUCGACGGCAAGAUCAUCGACCCGAAGCGCGCCAUUCCACGCCCGGAGCAGUCCAAGACCCAAAAGUGCUUCGUCGGCGGCCUGCCCCAGACUGUGACGCAGGACUCGUUCAAGCAGCUCUUCCAACAGUUUGGCCACGUCCUCGACAGCACAGUGAUGAUGGACAAGGAUACCGGCCGCCCGCGUGGAUUCGGCUUCGUCACGUUCGAGGACGACGACGGCGUCGAGCGCACGCUCGCCAACCAGCCGCUCAUGCUCGACGGCAAGCAGAUCGAGGUGAAGCGCGCCCAAUCGCGGGGUCAGCCGGCGUCGAGCGCGGCGCCGAACCGCUUCAGCUCGGGCGCAAACGACGCGCCGAGCCGCGGCGGACAGGCGCCGCUGCGCGCGUGGGGCGCGCCGAGCGCGGGCGGCGCCGAGGCGGCCAAGGGCGGCUCCUUCGACCCGCAGGCCAUGGCCAAGAUGUACCAGCAGAUGGGCUGGGGCGGUGCCAACUGGAACCCGCAGAUGGUCUGGCAGCAAAUGAUGUCGGCCUACAUGGGUGGCGCCGGGGCCAAGGGCGGCUGGAACCCGGCCGCGAUGGGUGGUGCUGCUGCUGGCGGAGCCAACAGCAACCCGGCCGCAGCUUAUAUGCGCGCGUACAGCGCGGCAGGCGCAGGCAACGCCUCGGGCGGCGACAACAAGUCGCCGGCCGGCGGCGGCUGGGGCAGUCGCGGCGGCAGCAGCGGCCCUUCGAGCGACGACCCGCGUGGACGCUCCUCGCACGGCGGUUCGUCGGGCGGACACCGCGAGCGUUCGCCCGUGCGUGGCUCGCGUAACUACGAUGAACGGAGUCGUUUCUAG